This is a messenger RNA of Knipowitschia caucasica, 501 nucleotides long. The record is from the annotation of a GenBank genome assembly. Lineage: Eukaryota; Metazoa; Chordata; Actinopteri; Gobiiformes; Gobiidae.
AUGUGUCGCAGGGGCAGAGGUCAGUCAGUACCAGGGGCAGAGGUCAGUCAGUACCUGGGGCAGAGGUCAGUCAGUACCAGGGGCAGAGGUCAGUCAGUACCUGGGGCAGAGGUCAGUCAGUACCUGGGGCAGAGGUCAGUCAGUACCUGGGGCAGAGGUCAGUCAGUACCAGGGGCAGAGGUCAGUCAGUACCUGGGGCAGAGGUCAGUCAGUACCAGGGGCAGAGGUCAGUCAGUACCUGGGGCAGAGGUCAGUCAGUACCUGGGGCAGAGGUCAGUCAGUACCAGGGGCAGAGGUCAGUCAGUACCUGGGGCAGAGGUCAGUCAGUACCUGGGGCAGAGGUCAGUCAGUACCUGGGGCAGAGGUCAGUCAGUACCAGGGGCAGAGGUCAGUCAGUACCAGGGGCAGAGGUCAGUCAGUACCAGGGCAGGGCAGAGGUCAGUCAGUACCUGGGACAGUUUGCAUCCUGCUCGCUGUGGCACAGGUUCAGCAGCUCGAUGA